This is a messenger RNA of Phalaenopsis equestris, 1610 nucleotides long. RefSeq names its product CCR4-NOT transcription complex subunit 11. The transcript has 12 exons. Gene Ontology annotation, cellular component: CCR4-NOT complex. Lineage: Eukaryota; Viridiplantae; Streptophyta; Magnoliopsida; Asparagales; Orchidaceae. The coding region runs from base 128 to 1450 and encodes 440 amino acids. Gene Ontology annotation, biological process: mRNA catabolic process; negative regulation of translation. The record is from RefSeq and is a predicted model, not a curated record.
UGGCACAAAUCCUAAUCUCCCACUUAUUUUCUCCGCUCUUAUUGUCGUAAGACAAAGAGGGUCGAGAGGAAAACCUUGUUCGAUUUGACGCAAUUUUCAUUACCCUUUGUCCGCGUCGUUCAAAGCCAUGAUCGGCGUCGAGGAAUCCGAGGCGCUUUUCGCUCUUCUCAACGCAGAGACCCGAUCACUCGAUGAUAUAUUCUCUGAAUUCAGCUCUCGGUUCCCCCGCGACGUCCAUUUCAGAAUAUGUUGCUCAAUCGCCAUGCUUCUCGAGGACAAGAAGCUGCUUGGGACCAGUCAGCGUUUGGUUUCCUUUGGCAUCCUACAUCAGACAUAUUCCUCUCAACCAAUUUCUUCUAAUCCAUUUAUCUCUUUGCUUAUAGAUCAGGCUGCUUGCGAUGAUUCAUCUGAAAAGGUUGAAUUGGCAUUUAUUCAGCAGAUACUUGGAUUUGCAUUAUCAAGCAAUAACAAGGAGGUUUUAAAGCAAUCAGUUUUAGAUUACAUCAAUGGAUUUGAUUCGUCAUUGUGUACUCUUUUGCAGAGAGAAGAACUGCAGCAGCAUAUCACUUUAGUUCAACCCGAACCUUACAACAGUAUUUUUAGGGCUGCUGCUGUAAAAAAUGUUAUCCCUGACCCAGAUAUGCCUAAUAGUUGCGAUUCAAGUUUGUCAGAGUUUAACACUCCAGCAUCUGGAACUAAACCCAGAGUAGGCUAUGAAGGAAAAGAUACAUGUAUUACUGGGUUGCUACAAUACUUAUCUCUAGAAGGUUUGGAUCCCCAGUGGAUCAGGCCAGAACCGCCAAGGCUUCCAGUGCUGGAUGGAGAGCUUGCGUGGCUCAAUCCUGAUAGUAAUCAUGAGUUGUUAUGGGAUUAUGGCAUGUGUGCUGACACUAGCCGUGGAGCUGCAGUUAGAGACUUAAUCGCGAAGGCCUUGAAAGGUCCACUUGCACCAGGUCAACAGGAGCAAGUACUUGUUGAACUUAACCAUGACCCUAAACUAGUGUAUCAUUGUGGGCUUACUCCGCGCAAACUACCGGAACUUGUGGAGCACAACCCUCUCAUUGCAGUAGAAUGUCUUAUAAAAUUGAUGAAUUCUCCUGAUAUCCCAGAGUAUUUCACUGUCCUUGUGAAUAUGGACAUGAGUCUUCAUUCCAUGGAAGUUGUGAAUAGGCUUACGACUGCAGUUGAACUGCCAACAGAGUUUGUCCACAUGUACAUCACAAAUUGUAUAUCAUCCUGCGAAAACAUCAAGGACAAGUAUAUGCAGAACAGACUAGUAAGAUUGGUGUGUGUCUUUCUACAGAGCCUCAUCCGGAAUAAGAUCAUCAAUGUUCAAGAUCUAUUUAUAGAAGUCCAAGCUUUUUGCAUCGAAUUCUCGCGUAUAAGGGAAGCUGCUGGAUUAUUUCGCCUUCUUAAAGCCCUGGAAAAUUCACAAGAGCAAUGCAAAUGAUAGCUGCAUACUGUAAUGUACUAUACGCCUUUGGGUUCAAAUUCAUCAACAAUCUCUCUUAUUCGUUUUUAGUUUUAGUAUUGUUGGGACUUGGGAAUCUGCUAGCUGUAUAUACCAAUGGAUGACAUCCCAUAUCCGAAGGUGAAAUCUUUUGCUAAAA